Thrips palmi is the source of this 1895-nucleotide messenger RNA. Its product is annotated as pre-mRNA-splicing factor 38B. The transcript is spliced from 10 exons. NCBI's taxonomy places the organism in Eukaryota, Metazoa, Arthropoda, Insecta, Thysanoptera, Thripidae. Gene Ontology annotation, cellular component: precatalytic spliceosome. The record is from RefSeq and is a predicted model, not a curated record. The coding region runs from base 270 to 1415 and encodes 381 amino acids.
AACAUCUAUCUCAAAUCUGCUGCGCGUGUCUUCUGAUUCUUAUAAUUCACUUUUCCUCUUACUUGCGGUAACAUUCUUUCAAGCCAGCUUGUGAAAAGUUACUCAAUGUGGUUGUUUCAGAUGAAUGUAAGGACGAAGGUCCCUCUUCAGCUAGUGUCUACGAAUAUGUGUCAUUAAGUGAAUAACUAGGAAGUUGACUUCUUUCUAGUCGAAGGAAAACUGGUGUGAAGUAGUUACCUUAAGCUACACCGUCUUAUUUUUUUGUCAGAAUGGAUCCAAAUGAAGAAAACUCGUGGAACGAGGAAGACGAAGACGAAGCUGAAGUUGAAAGGCCUAUGAAAAAAGGAAAAGAUAAGAAAGGAAAUGUUUUACCAGUUUGGGGUAGUGACCGAACUAUGAAUAUGAACCCACUUAUCCUUACCAAUAUUCAAUCAUCUCACUAUUUUAAAGUAAACUUGUACGAGCUCAAAACAUAUCACGAAGUAAUUGAUGAAAUAUACUACAAAGUCCAACAUUUAGAGCCUUGGGAAAAGGGUAGCCGCAAGACUGCAGGGCAAACGGGCAUGUGUGGUGGUGUCCGAGGGGUAGGUGCUGGAGGCAUUGUGUCGACUGCAUACUGCUUACUCUACAAACUGUUCACCUUAAAGUUAACAAGAAAGCAGGUAAAUGGCUUAAUCACCCAUACUGAUUCGCCUUAUAUCCGUGGUCUGGGUUUUAUGUACAUCAGGUAUACUCAACCUCCAGCUGAUUUAUGGGAUUGGUACGAUGAAUAUCUUGAGGAUGAAGAGGAACUUGAUGUAAAAGCUGGAGGAGGACAGACUAUGACCAUUGGAAAUAUGCUUAAACUCUUUUUAACUAAGCUAGAAUGGUUUUCUACCUUAUUUCCACGAAUUCCUGUACCUAUCCAGCAAAAAUUGGAGAGAAUGAUGGCUGAGCGCUUCCCUAACAAUGUACCUGUCAGACCGCCACCGCGGCAAAUGGGUGGGCCUUCCCGACCUGUCGUCGACCGAGAUGAAGAUGGCUUCGGCGAAGCUGAAAAAUACUCAAAACAUCAAAGCAGAGAUUCACCGAAUGGGGGACCCCCAUUUAGCGAUGGGAGCUCGUUCCUGAGGGAUAGCUACCGUGACAGGGAUGUGAGGCCCCACCGUGACCGGGAUGGCAGAGACAAGGAUGUCAGAGACAGGGACCGGAAUAGAGACCGCGACAGAGACCGUGAACGGGAUCGAGACAGGGACCGGGAUCGUCAUUCUUUCAAAGAAGAUCGAUACAGGAGUCAUGGCCACAGUCGGGAUCGAAGCAGAAGUCGGGAGCGGGAUCGGGGAAGAGACCGGGACCGUGACCGUCAUGGAAGAGACAAGUACAGAGACCACCACAAUAGCUCGAAAGAUCGGCACAGGUCAUCUAACUACAGAUGAAGCCAGAGCAUGUAUAUUUGUUAAUUUGUUCAUACUGUGUAUGCAGCUGGGGUAACUUUUUUUUUUGUUAGAAAAGUAGAAAAAGUUUUGUCACCUUAAAUUGUUUGAAAUGAGGCCUUUGUUUUAUAAAGAUAUUUUUUUUAGGCAAGUAAACUAAUGUUAAAGCUGGUCUAAUAUAUUUUUAUCUUUAUCUCGCAUACCUAUUUUUCAUUAUUGCUCUUUCUCUAGAAAUGUUAUAGUAGUACCCACAUGUCAUUGAUACAAUUAGUCCUGUCUCAUUUGUCUUGUCAGACAGUCUGUAAGUUACGGUGCUCAUCCACAUUCAUUUCCCUUUAAACCAUUAUUUUCUACAAAUCUCAUUAAUUGAUAAUGUUGUGACUUGUUUUAAACAUUAGUGAGCCUCCAAAAACAAUUCAAGUGUUAUUUUUAUUCUGUAUUUUGCGCUUAAAGGCCAAAGUAAAUAAACUUUUCUAGACUGAA